AUGGAGAUGCAGGAAACAUCAGAGCCAGGUUUUCCUGUUGCAAGAGUUGUUAGAACCCCAGCGUCGAGAGGAAAGACUGUAACCAAAGUGAAAAAAGAACCUGCUGAUCCUAAAGAGAAGAAUAAAUCAGGCACAAAGUCAAAAGCUGAUUUAAAAGACAAAAACGAAGAAAGCCAGAUAAUCAAUAUAAGCGAUGUUUCACGCCCACUACAGUCUAGACGAGUACAGAUCCCUUCCCUGCAAGACGAAGACGACUCAGCGAUUGAAUCUAUGAAGAAACGCUUAGAAAAGCUGGUGGAACAUGCAAAAAAUCCACCUGCUGAGAAGGAAAAAAGGGGACGCAGCCUUGCACCGACCCAGGUUUCACCCUACCUUGGUAACUCAGUGGUGAGACGCAUCAUGGACCCAGCAGGUCCCCCUCCUGGGAGGUAUGAUCCUUUUGAAGCGGUGGACAGUCGAAUACUGGAUAAUCUAACCCGCUACGUAGCUUUUGAAGCGGAAAAACAGUUGGAGUGUCCAUAUGCAAGAGGAGAAUUUUACCUGACACUAAUGACCCCUAAAGAAAGCUGGCCUAGAAAGGAGUAUGGGUGGUUGCAUGAUCAGAGUUGGUUAUUCAGUGAUGGUUAUUUGGACGUUGCCAACGGUCACUACGACCAUUACUUGCCUACACACAAGAAAUGGGGGACAGAUGUUGAUUUCGUGUAUAUCGCCCACAACGUGAACAACGAACAUUGGGUAGCCGUUGAGGUCGACAUUCCCAAAAAAAAGAUCCGAGUGUUUGAUUGCAUUCCAGAUUUAUACAGAAAAGGCGAGGUGGAGGAGUCUGUCAAGCCCUACGCAAGGAUGAUUCCGCUGUUGUUGAAACAUAUGGCACCACCGGAGCUCAAGAAGGGUAUGAAGGAGGGGCAGUUUCAUAUCUACAUGUAUAAAACAGCGGCACUGAACAGACAGACAGGUGAUUGUGGCGUCUUUACUUUGAAGACCAUCGAGUGUUUGGCUUUGUGCCAUAAAUGGGACCAGCUGAAAGAUAGCAACAUGCCUCUCAUUCGUAUGAAAUACGCAGCUGAGAUUUUUGAUGAGGUUCGGGUUAGACAUCUACUGGUGGUGAAGCCCUUGGAGGAAAUAUAUCCUGUCUGGGAAGGUGAACCCCGACGUGUAGACGUCGAUAUAAAGGUGCAUAACAUGAUAUGCGAUAUUCUGGAUGGAAGCUUGGAUGAGGGGUUCUGGGAAUCUCCCAAAAACGUAGGUGGCGAUGCAACAGGUGGCGCUUCAACAGUUCAGACGCCGAAACAGUCGAAGACGAAGUUGGAAACUCCACGCGUGGAGAAGAAAAAGAAAGAGAAGGUGAAAGAGGCUGAAGCAACGGAUUCAACUCCGAGAAGCAAAAGGAGAAGGGAAAGAGAGGCAAGGAAAGAAGAGAAGGAGAAAAAGAAACGUAAGAAGGAGGAUGAGGAAGAAGAUGAUGAUUUUAACUCGCCGAUGUUGUGCCUAAAACCUCUGCACGAUGCUGAUCAAUCUCUUGCACAGGUAAGAGUUUAG
This is a messenger RNA of Eutrema salsugineum, 1539 nucleotides long. RefSeq lists its product as uncharacterized. Lineage: Eukaryota; Viridiplantae; Streptophyta; Magnoliopsida; Brassicales; Brassicaceae. The transcript is spliced from 6 exons. The record is from RefSeq and is a predicted model, not a curated record. Gene Ontology annotation, cellular component: nucleus. Gene Ontology annotation, biological process: protein desumoylation. Bases 1 to 1539 code for a protein of 512 amino acids. Gene Ontology annotation, molecular function: deSUMOylase activity.